UCAGUCAGUCACUCCUUCUAACGACUCUACUUCAACCAAAACGAUCCCGGUGAUUUCGACAUAUCCGAAGCCCCAAUACCCACAUCUCAAGCCACCACCAUGCACUUCUCAGCCAGCGCAACCUUCGCCUUGGGCCUGUUGGCCUCUCAAGCUGCGGCGUUGAACAUCGUCAAGGUGCCAAAGUUCCGCGCCGCCGGACUCCCAACCUACACAACCACUCUCGCCGCCCCCACGACGACCCUUGCCACGAUCAUCUUGACGACAGCGUCACCGACCUCGUCAUCGACCUCGUCCGCGGCGACAGCCUCACCCACGGCCUCUUCUAACUCGACUCUAAGCGCCGACCUGCAGCGCGCCCUCGACCUCCACAACAUCUACCGCGCGGCUGUUGGCAACGCCAAUUUGACCUGGGAUGAUGAUCUGGCCAAGUCGGCUCAGGUCUGGGCCGAUCACUUGACGACUGUCGGCAGCCUGGUUCACGACACGAACCCCGGCGGCCAGGGAGAGUGUUUGGCUUCGCAGUCGGGCGGCACCAACUCCUACUUCACCAACGGUGUUCAGCUGUGGUUGGAUGAGAAGCCUCUGUACGAUGGUCAGCCUAUUCGUACAACUGGAUCGCCCAACUACUUGAACUAUGGCCACUACACUCAAGCCAUCUGGAAGGAUACCAAGCAGGUCGGCUUGGCCAUGGCCACCAGCCCCUCCGGUACCACCUUUGUGGUCGCACGUUACUUGCCUGCUGGAAACAUCAUCGGCUACAUGCCCUACUAAGCAUGGAAUGAAGGACUCUCAGCGUUACUUGAGACGUGUCAAUCAUCGCUAUUGGCUCGGCUAGGCUUUUCUUUUGAUUUAGACCGCUUCUCCUUCACUCAGUUGCUUAUGCUCAUGGCAAGAUUUGCAUGCCUUGGGCCACUU
Colletotrichum phormii is the source of this 915-nucleotide messenger RNA. RefSeq names its product CAP domain-containing protein. The record is from RefSeq and is a predicted model, not a curated record. The transcript is spliced from 3 exons. Lineage: Eukaryota; Fungi; Ascomycota; Sordariomycetes; Glomerellales; Glomerellaceae. Bases 100 to 771 code for a protein of 223 amino acids.